Manduca sexta (tobacco hornworm) is the source of this 835-nucleotide messenger RNA. RefSeq names its product 2-oxo-4-hydroxy-4-carboxy-5-ureidoimidazoline decarboxylase-like. Gene Ontology annotation, biological process: allantoin metabolic process. NCBI's taxonomy places the organism in Eukaryota, Metazoa, Arthropoda, Insecta, Lepidoptera, Sphingidae. Gene Ontology annotation, molecular function: carboxy-lyase activity. The record is from RefSeq and is a predicted model, not a curated record. The transcript is spliced from 3 exons. The coding region runs from base 284 to 805 and encodes 173 amino acids.
UAAAAUCAAUAAAAUAACAUAAUGUAAUCGGCGGUAAUGACUAUCAAUAAGUUAAUUAGAAAGAAAAUUAAAGUUAUAAUGUUUGCACACACUAACUAAUGACUUGAAUAAACAGAUAUUUCUUAUUGGUUGAACUUGUAACCUGUAUAUAGAACAGUUGCACUGAUAAAACAAUAUUAUUAUGAAGAGUACACAAAGUCUAUAACGAUUGAGCACUUAAGUAGGUACAUAAUAUUACUCAGAACGCAAUCGGAAGUUGAACAAUAUUGACGUAUUUUACAACAUGGCCGCAAGAAUUGGAAUUGAUGAUGUAAAUUUAUUACCAGAUGAUGAGUUUGUGUGUGUGUUUGGCAACGUUAUAGAACUAUGUCCCACGGCUGCGAUACAUGUUAAGAAAUCACGACCAUUCGCAAAACUGUCAGAUAUUCACGAUGCAUUCAAUAAAUAUCUGGAAACUGUCAGCUUUGGAGAUAAAUUACAGAUAUUGCAGCUUCACCCCGAUUUAGCCGGUCGGCUGGCGGCGCACGGGAAAUUGACAAAAGAAUCAACAAAUGAGCAGCGUGCUGCUGGUUUACAUGAACUUACAUUGCAGCAGAAAAGUCUCAUCGACAAAUAUAAUGAGCGGUACAAAACCAAGUUUGGAUUUCCGUUUAUAGUAUGUGCCCGAGAAAACAAGGUAGAAUCUAUAAUAGAAGGCUUGCAACAAAGGUAUUGCAACACGCAGGAGAAAGAAAUUACUAUUGCCUUAGAGGAAGUAAAGAAAAUAUGCAAGCUGAGAAUACUUGAUAUUGUAACAGACGAUUAAUAAAUAUUAUGAUUGUGUUUUGCUGUCUUA